CUGCCGUCCACCCAACCCUUUACACCUAAUCCCAACCCUCAAUGCUCAACCAGCACGCAUAAUAAUUUAUAUAUUUAAUGAAUCGAGAAAAGUCCGCAAAGGAAGCUUCUAGACUCUACAUUGGUAACCUGGAUCCUACCAUCGAUGAAUAUGCUCUGGUCAAGCUAUUUGAACCUUUUGGAAAGAUCACCUUGAUGGAUUUCUUAUUUCAUUUUGCUGGCCCAAAGCGUGGCCAACCCCGAGGUUACUGCUUUUUGGAGUACAGCUCCAAGGAGGAGGCUCUGAAGGCUAUCGAUAUCAUGAAUAACAAAAUGAUUAAAGGCAGGCCCUUAAUUGUUUCUUUUGCAUUGGCGGCACCCGCCCACGAGGAUUCGAUGCCUAGAAAGGGCCAGACAUCGAGUUCACAACAUCGGCCCAAUCUACUGAGUGUAAUGAAAUCACAAAAGAUGGCUAAAGCUAGGUACAGCGCGGUUCGUGGCAUACCGCCACUUUGUUUCCUUUUUGCUUGCGUACUAAAACAGAUUUGGCUUGAGUAGUACGGAUGCCAAGAUCAAAGCCAUCGAGAAAAAACUGGCAGCGUUACAAGGCUCACAGAAGGUUGAAGAACCAUCUGCAGAUACUUUGAACCGUGACACAAAGGGUAAUUCGCCUCAGGCAUUGUCGUCAUUGUCAAAAAAUAGCAAUGUCAAACAGCGCUAUAAACCAUACUAAACAUCGUCCAUUCAUUAAAAGAGCGGGGGUAUUCAUUCCAUUCACUUUGCCUUGGGUCGCACAAAUGUGAACCGGGGAGGAAAUAAAACAAAAUUAGAACACGACGUAGGGCAGGGGCUGGC
Molecule: messenger RNA, 833 nt
Organism: Umbelopsis ramanniana AG
Lineage: Eukaryota; Fungi; Mucoromycota; Umbelopsidomycetes; Umbelopsidales; Umbelopsidaceae
Exons: 5
Coding region: 78-536 (152 amino acids)
Molecular function (GO): RNA binding
Source: RefSeq, a predicted model, not a curated record